AUGGUUGACGACACUUACUACAUCACACCGCAUGAGGCAGCGCUGGCGGUGGUUGCCACCGCCAUGAAGAAGUCCCGGCUCCCAUUCUACAUCCUUUUUAUAAACUCUAUUAUGGGUGCCUUUUUGUUCAGUGCUGGCAGCAUGUUGUACGUGAUGUGUGAGGCGGGAAGCGCCGAUUUGAUACCUGGGGCUAAUAUCUUUGUUUACCUAGCACAGGGAGCAGUCUACGCUAUAGGCUUGUUUUACGUCAUUGUUUGUGGUAUGGAGUUAUUCAACUCAAACAUUUUAUUCUUCUCUGUUGGCGUCAUGCGGGGAGCUGUCACCUUGAUGGAUCUCGUCAUCUCAUGGAUGGUGUCAUUCUGGGUCAACUUGGCCGGAACCGUUUUUGUCGUCUACGUCAUCUGCUACUGCUCCGGCGUGUUCCGCCAAGAUGUCUACGUUGUCGGAUCAAUCUCAAUCGCACACAGCAGGAACUCAUUUUCCUUUGCUGAAAACUUGUUGAAAGGCGUUGCCGGUAACUUUUUUGUUUGCCUUGCGGUGUAUUUGCAGAUCAUGGUCAAGCCUUUGCACGUCAAGUUCUUGAUGAUUUUUCUUCCGAUAUUUACGUUCGUCGCCAUGGGUUUCACGCACGUUGUUGCAGACAUGUUCUUAGUUCCUGCGGGAAUAUUCAAUGAUUGUGGCUACGGAUUUGGCCAUUAUUUCUGGAAGAUAAUGCUACCCGGAGCAAUAGGAAACAUAAUUGGAGGAUCAUUUUUUGGUAUCGUCAUUCCUUGGUUCUUGCAUCUCUAUGUUAUCGAGCAUGACAUGAAGAAAUUGAAACUUCCCUCAUAUGAAGAGCGUGACGAGCAACCGAUGCUCAACAUGGAGUCCAGAGUUGUUCGUGUA
This is a messenger RNA of Pichia membranifaciens NRRL Y-2026, 885 nucleotides long. RefSeq lists its product as hypothetical. Gene Ontology annotation, molecular function: high-affinity secondary active nitrite transmembrane transporter activity. NCBI's taxonomy places the organism in Eukaryota, Fungi, Ascomycota, Pichiomycetes, Pichiales, Pichiaceae. The transcript has a single exon. Gene Ontology annotation, biological process: transmembrane transport; nitrite transport. The annotation marks the transcript as partial. The record is from RefSeq and is a predicted model, not a curated record. Gene Ontology annotation, cellular component: membrane.